Messenger RNA from Physella acuta, 1179 nucleotides. RefSeq names its product low-density lipoprotein receptor-related protein 5-like. The record is from RefSeq and is a predicted model, not a curated record. Lineage: Eukaryota; Metazoa; Mollusca; Gastropoda; Physidae.
CUUUACGGAUUUUGCAGCUUUGAUAAAAAUGCCCCGAGAUUAUCAUGGAAAGUUAUAAUAUUCGUUCAUAUUCCCUGAAGCUUCAUGUUAAGCUUAACUUGAUGUACGAACACAUCUGCUAGCAUCAUUUUCUUUUGACAAAAAACGAAGUUCGUGUGAUCUACCAUAAUAUACACGUGUGUCAAUUAUUCGGAUACUUACUCUGGCGUUAUGUUGUUCAUCAACAAGAUUUUUACAUUAUCCAUGGUUGGUUUUGUCUCACAAGUGUUCUGUACUGAAGACAAACCCGCUGAGCUGAUGGUGUUGACUCGUCAAGACCUCCGUAGUUAUGACCUGGAUACUUUAGAAUACAAAACACUUCUGAACAAAUCUCUCGGUGGAGCUCUUAGUUUGGACUUUGACUACAGAGAGAACUCUAUCCAUUGGACUGAUGUUCUAUCUCAUAACAUUUUUAUGAUUAAUCUCCACACUGGAAAAGAUGAGGUAAAAACAUUUAUUGAAGGGGAUGUAACUCCAGAUGGUAUUGCUGUUGACUGGGUGCAUCGUAAUCUGUAUUACUCUGACACUGGAUACAACAAGAUCGAAGUAUCUCGCCUGGAUGGCAGCCAUCUUAAGACACUCAUCAGUGAUGAUCUUGAUCAACCAAGGGCUUUGGCUGUUGACCCUGAAAAUGAUUGGAUCUACUGGACAGACUGGGGCAAAACACCUAAGAUUGAAAAAUCUGAUUACGUUCAACAACGUUUGUACUGGGUUGAUGGUAAUUUACAGACAGUCUCCAGCUGCAAUUUUGAGGGGGAAGAUCGUAAAAUCAUCCUUGACAAUCAUCCAAUACUCAAACGCCUGUUCAGCAUCACUUUAUUUGGAGACAACCUCUUCUGGACUGACUGGACGUCCAACGCUGUACAUAAAGUAAACAAAUUUGGGAAAGAAUCUGCAAUCACCAUAGCUGCAAACCUCAGCCAACCUAUGGGAAUACAGGUCUACCAUAUCUCCAGACAGCCGAUAGGAACCAAUCACUGUGGGACAAACAAUGGCGGCUGUACAGACCUGUGUCUGCCUAAACCACGAACCAAUGAUACAACAGAUAGCACCAAAAACUUUGAAUGUGUGUGUUCUAAUGGAAGAAGAUUUGGAGAAGGGGAUCAAAAACACAUUUGCUUAUCUAAUGGUAAGAAUUAG